AUGGCAACCCCCUCACCAACGCCUAGCCGCGGCGAUGGAUGUGUCCUAGUAGAAUGGUACUUCGACACCCGCAAGUGGUACCCCACGGCGACUCUUCCGAGGCAUCUAGAGGCUCACGCCGCCCGUGCCUUUGCUAUCCUACCCCCAGACGUCCGGGACCGAGUGUUAGCAUACUAUCAUAUGUCUGACGCCAAGAUGGCCUUAGGCUCGGCCCUGAUCAAGCACUACGCCAUAGCCCGUCUUGCGCGCGACCCGGCGGUGACGUGGGGUGAGGUAGUGACUACGGGCUUCACGCGGGAUGGGAAGACCAAGCCAACGUUUGUUGUGGCCGGAAAGGGAAAGAACGGGGUGGGACGCCAGCCCGUGGUGUUUAAUGUCUCGCAUCAGGCGGGAAUCGUCGCGCUGGUAGCUGUCGCGGGGUAUCCUCCCCCCUCCCUCCCUUGCCAGGUCGGUGUGGACGUCGUCAGCACCUCCGAACGGCGGGACCGCGACCGGGCGAAGAUUAUGGGACAGCCCCGUGGCUGGUACGACUUUGUGAACACAUAUGGCGACGCCUUUUCCGCGAACGAGGUCGCUUUUCUCAAGAACGAAGUCCUCAGCGCCGUGCCGUGGUUAUUACACAUGACGCCCGGCUGCAAUGGUGCUGCGCCCACGGCCGAGCAAGUCGCGGAUGGGAAGCUACGGGCUUUCUACGCGGCUUGGGCGAUGCGCGAGGCCUACGUCAAGUUGACUGGCGAUGCCUUGUCGGCUCCAUGGCUGAAGGACCUCGAGUUUGUGCGGGUAGCCCCGCCGCGGCCAACCGCUGGAUGGGAUGUGCCGGCAAAGGAGGAAGAGGAGGCAGGGGAAGUGGUGCGGAACAUCGAGAUCCGGCUCAAGGGGAGGCGGGUGGAUGAUGUGAAUAUGUGUCUACGAUCCCUGGGUGACGACUGCAUGAUAGCGACGGCAGUGAGGACGCCAUGGAACAAGCAGGAUGCGCUGGGGUGGGUGCUUGGCCCUUAUGAAGAGUUGAUCCUGGAGGAUGUGCUGAAGUUUGCAGAGGAGGACAGUUGA
Messenger RNA from Dichotomopilus funicola, 1050 nucleotides. RefSeq lists its product as uncharacterized. Gene Ontology annotation, molecular function: holo-[acyl-carrier-protein] synthase activity; magnesium ion binding. The transcript has 3 exons. The record is from RefSeq and is a predicted model, not a curated record. Gene Ontology annotation, cellular component: cytosol. Bases 1 to 1050 code for a protein of 349 amino acids. NCBI's taxonomy places the organism in Eukaryota, Fungi, Ascomycota, Sordariomycetes, Sordariales, Chaetomiaceae.